AGACUGAGGAAAUUAAGCCCCUCCUCUCCUUCCUACCGUUACAACACAUCACCUAUAACAGACAGAGAUGGGCUUCAAAUCCUUCUCUAGACUCAACCCCCUGUAGACUCAACCCUCUAGACUUGACCCUCCUCUAGACUUGACCCUCCUCUAGACUUGACCCUCCUCUAGACUUGACCCUCCUCUUGACUCAACCCCCUGUAGACUCAACCCUGUAGACUCAACCCUGUAGACUCAACCCUGUAGACUCAACCCCCCUUUAGACUCAACCCUCUGGACCUUCUAAAGGUUGAUAGUCAGGGGAUUUAGGCAACAUGUGUCCGAGGUUACCUCUACCUUCCGCCUCUUCUCCGUCGUCAUGGUGAGAUUUCGUCGGCCGUCGCCACAGGGUCGUCGUGGUAACGGGGAAGACCUGCACCGCGUGCGACCCCGGAGCCGGCAUGUGUUGCUUGGGGCAACGGCGUCAGGCGGGGAGGGAGAGCGAACAAGCAAAACGGAGCGAGAGAGAGAGCGGAGGGCCGCUCGAUUCAGGCUGCAGUUUCCUCAGCUGGCCUUAAGGAGACGCCUGGGUGCUCUGAGGCGCCGUGCCACGCCCCUCUCAUUCCUGCUCUACUUUUUAUCGCUGGGCCACGCCCCUCUCCGCAAGCCUGGCGCUGUCGGCAACUGGGGCCCGACAACCAGGGUGGCGUUGUACCGCAGCAUCCCCACUCGGCUGGUGUCGCGGGCGUGGGGUCGUCUGAAUCGUGUUGAGCUCCCAGCAUGGCUCAGGAAGCCAGUCUAUAGGCUCUAUAUCUGGACCUUUGGCGUCAACAUGAAGGAGGCGGAGGUGGAGGAUCUGGCUUCUUAUCGUAACCUGGGAGAGUUCUUCAGACGACCGCUGAAACCCCACACUAGACCUGUCUGUCCCUCUAGCUGUGUGAUCAGCCCAGCAGAUGGGCGUGUCCUCCAUUGUGGGCGCGUCGUGAACGGAGAGCUGGAGCAGGUGAAGGGUGUUACCUACAAGCUGCAUGACUUCCUUGGACCAAUCACCUGGGGCUCCACCCCAAACACAGGAGGCCACGACCCCUCUCUGCCAGACCCGGCGGCCUUCGAGGAACAGCUCCUUUGUAGCCCUGGCAACCAGCUGUACCACUGCGUGGUGUACCUGGCCCCCGGCGACUACCACCGCUUCCACUCCCCCGCCGACUGGACCAUCGAGCACCGCCGACACUUCCCCGGUCCACUGCUGUCGGUGAGUCCCAGCGUGGCCAGGCGUGUGCGCUCGCUGUUCUGUGUAAACGAGCGUGUGGCGCUAGCCGGCCGCUGGCAGCACGGCUUCUUCUCAUUGGUUGCCGUGGGAGCCACCAACGUGGGCUCCAUACGCAUCUACUGUGACCAGGAGCUGCAGACCAACGCGCCUCGCUACACCACCGGCUCCUACAAUGACCGCAGCUACACCAGCCCGUUGGCCGCCUCCCCCUCCAGCCCGCUGGCCGCCUCCCCCUCCAGCCCGCUGGCCGCCUCCCAGGAGGAGCUGCCGGGGAUAGGCUUGGCGUUGAGGAAGGGGGAGCCUCUAGGAGAGUUUAACCUUGGCUCCACCGUGGUCCUUCUCUUCGAAGCUCCGCCUGACUUCUCCUUCUCCUUGAGACCGGGCCAGCCAAUCCGCUUCGGCCAACCCCUUGGCAGCCUGUGAUUGGUUGGGAAGUAACACGCACCAACAAAACGUCUAACAACUCUCUUAAUUUCCCCGGACGUUAAUUAAGUCCAUCUUCUUCUUUGGGUUUGGCUUAGUUUGUUUCUACUUUACAACAUAUUUAAAUACCAAUCUGCUGCAAGUACACCGAUAUAAAUACCGAUCUGCAAGUACAAUGUAUUUCAAUACUGAUCGGCUCUCAGAACACGUUCAUUUUUACCUCUUACGAAGAUGAUGGUCGAAUUCUUUAUUCAAUGUUUUAUUUCUGUUGUUCUCUGUGUUGACAUAAUUCACCUCAAUGUCAAUUGUGAUUCAAUCACAAGGCUAUAAUUUUGGUGGAAUGUUAGUCAUUAAUAAUGUUUUCAUGAAUGCCAAAAAUAUCCAUGAAUAAGUAUGACUCAUUUUUCUUUUUCUUUUUUUAUCCCAAAAUUGUAUUUAGUUUAUUUAGUUUAAGUUAAAAUCUAUUUGUUUGUGAAAUAUGAAUAUGUAAAUACAUACAAUAAAAACUUGUUGGGGCCGUGUCCACCGAGCUGUUUUCUCUGA
Messenger RNA from Gadus morhua (Atlantic cod), 2215 nucleotides. RefSeq names its product phosphatidylserine decarboxylase (gene pisd). The transcript has 8 exons. The record is from RefSeq and is a predicted model, not a curated record. Lineage: Eukaryota; Metazoa; Chordata; Actinopteri; Gadiformes; Gadidae. Gene Ontology annotation, biological process: phosphatidylethanolamine biosynthetic process. Gene Ontology annotation, molecular function: phosphatidylserine decarboxylase activity. Gene Ontology annotation, cellular component: mitochondrion. Bases 359 to 1672 code for a protein of 437 amino acids.